Papilio machaon (common yellow swallowtail) is the source of this 1240-nucleotide messenger RNA. It is a transcript of the gene Foxg1, whose product is annotated as fork head domain transcription factor slp2. The transcript has a single exon. Lineage: Eukaryota; Metazoa; Arthropoda; Insecta; Lepidoptera; Papilionidae. Gene Ontology annotation, molecular function: DNA-binding transcription factor activity; sequence-specific double-stranded DNA binding. The record is from RefSeq and is a predicted model, not a curated record. Bases 69 to 1010 code for a protein of 313 amino acids. Gene Ontology annotation, biological process: regulation of transcription by RNA polymerase II. Gene Ontology annotation, cellular component: nucleus.
CGCUCGCAGUCACAGCGCACGUGCGCACCGCGCCUCUAUCGUUCAUAGUGUUCCACGAGUGCUUUAUAAUGGUGAAGUUCGAAGGAGACUUUAGUAUAAACGCUAUUUUGAUGAAUCGCGAGGCGAGCAAGUCGCCGCCCUCGCCUACGACAUCGGCGGCGUCCCCCGCGGGCGCCGCGCUCUCCGAAGCCGAGCUUAGCGACUCGGAACUGGACGUGACCGGCACCGAGCCCGUCGACUGCUCCAAGCCCAAGCCGGACGUCGCCGAUAAGAAGCACGAGAAGCCCGCCUACAGCUACAAUGCCCUCAUCAUGAUGGCCAUCCGCAACAGCCCCGAGAAGCGGCUCACGCUCAACGGUAUCUACGAGUACAUCAUGACCAACUUCCCGUACUACAGGGAGAACCGGCAGGGCUGGCAGAACUCCAUCCGCCACAACCUGAGCCUCAACAAGUGCUUCGUGAAGGUACCGCGCCACUACGACGACCCCGGCAAGGGUAACUACUGGAUGCUCGACGCCUCCGCCGAGGACGUGUUCAUCGGCGGUACGACGGGCAAGCUGCGCCGCCGCUCUGCGCUCAACGGCCGCGCACGCCUCGCCUGCUUCAAGCGGCCGCUGUUCCCAGGCGCCGCGCUGCCGCCCGCCUACCCGCCCGCUGCCUACUCGCAACUCGUCGGCUUAUACUCGCAGCUGCUCUACCAGAGGUACGCGCCGAUGCAGAUGAAAGCGUCCCCAGUGGCCCCUGGUGCCCUGCACCCUGCCCUCCGCGGCGCCGACGCGAUGGGCUACUCGGCGCUGCCCUACUCACCCGCGCUCUACGCCUCCGAGCGGCUCACGGCGCCCUUCUUACCACCCUCGCCACCAGCGCUACGUUCGCCACCUGCCUCGGGAGCCUCCAGCCCUGACCUUCCCGCGGCGCAUCUCGCGCACCCCGCGCACCUUACGCCUCAAAGCCAUCACGCCUUGGCGCCGCACAUCUACAAGCCGGUGCCGGUGCUGACGCGGCAUUGACUACGCCCGCGCCCUCUCAUUCUAGAGGCCGGGACGCUCCCGACACCGCUCGGGGUAUCGAAUCUGUGAUUUAGUUUUAGUAGCAGCGGGGCCCGGCGCCCAGCGCUCGGCAUCCGACGCCCGGCGCCCGGAGCCCGGCGCUUUGCAAUAUUAGUGAAGUCGUUGUUCUCACACCAUUCCUCUCCUAUCUCCAUGUAAAUGUGUAAAUAUUUCCAAAGCGUAUAUUUAUU